Messenger RNA from Trichophyton rubrum CBS 118892, 1136 nucleotides. RefSeq lists its product as uncharacterized. NCBI's taxonomy places the organism in Eukaryota, Fungi, Ascomycota, Eurotiomycetes, Onygenales, Arthrodermataceae. The record is from RefSeq and is a predicted model, not a curated record. The transcript is spliced from 4 exons. Bases 294 to 1136 code for a protein of 280 amino acids.
UUGCAUGUGAAAGGAAGAAGCGCAGCGAUGGGAUGGAGAUUCAGGUUGAAAAGGACAGGGUGGACAGGACAGGAUCGAGCUCUCUGACGUUUAUCCCACAGCGUAUCCCCAAGCUGUAUCCCAAGGGAAAGUGCCUUGUACAGUUGGCAGUUGACCCUCAGGGCACAUAAUGACCAACGACCCGACGCGAUUCACGACACACCUCUUUUGCGACUGAGAGAGCGGGCUUUGUGGAUAAGUUAGUUAGGGGCAAAGGAGCGCUGGCUGAAAUAUAUCGACUGUGGAAGUCAGUCAUGGAGAAGUACUCCCAGUUUCGGGAUCGAGCUUCGGGAAUCGCUCCGUUCCUACCUAUCGUGGGCCAGACACCGACGAUAUCAGUUUUAUUUCACACCUUUCUGUUUGUUGUGCGAUUCCCACUGUUAAUAUCAGCCUGUCUCUUCUAUUUCUGCAUAUUGCAGUGGCUUCCCAUAGGAAGUCUAGGGACGAAGAUAUCUCUUUGGACAAUACUGGGCAUACCGGGCAUUUGGUGGGUAGAUCUACAGAUCGAAGGGGUGAAGAAAGGAUCACUGGCGAAGCAUGUACAAACACGUCUUCCCGGACCAGGAACAGUAAUUGCUUCGUCGUUCACUAGCCCCAUUGACGUUGUCUACCUGGCGGCCAUAUUCAAUCCAGUGUUUACCACCUCUUACCCUGGGACACGUAAGGUGAAGCAGGUUUCGCUUCUGCAAGCUAUUAUUCAUGCUUUCGACUCGCCAGAGCCCACGCCACCCCAUUCGUCCAAGGCGGAUCUAAUCGACAUAUCGACGCUUAUUAAACGGAAUCCAGCCCGCUGUGUCGUCGUUUUCCCCGAAUGCACUACCACCAACGGUAAGGGAAUCCUUGAGCUCAGCCCUUCUCUCUGUUCAGCGACACCAUCUACCAAGAUCUUCCCUAUCAAUCUUCGCUAUGAGCCGGCUGAUGUCACGACACCGAUCCCGGGAUCCUAUGCGAGGUUUAUCUGGAACCUGCUGAGCAAACCAAGUCAUUUUAUCCGGGUGCGUAUUGCCGAAAGUGUAAGCCAAGAAGUGUUGCAAACAUGCCGGCCCAGACAAGCAGACGUGUCCGAUGCAACCUUGAAUCAUGAACAGCAGAAAUGA